AUGACUCGGGCUCACUGUGUCCUCGCUUGCCUUUUCUCUUUGAUCCACUGUAGCAGCAGUGCGGACUCAGAGGAGCGUCUCAUGAACUGGCUGCUGGGAAAGGAUCGCUACAAUCCGCUGAUCCGCCCGGCCGUCAACAGGACCGAGAGAGUCACAGUGAAGCUGCAGGUGUCUCUGGCUCAGCUCAUCAGUGUGAAUGAAAGAGAACAGAUCAUGACUACAAAUGUCUGGCUCACUCAGCACUGGGUGGAUUACAGGUUAUCAUGGGACCCUGCGAAGUACGAAGGAAUCGACAAGCUGCGCAUUCCCUCCAGACACGUCUGGCUGCCAGAUAUUGUCCUGUACAACAACGCUGAUGGUACCUAUGAGGUAACAGUCUUCACCAACGUCAUCGUCCUUUUCAACGGCAGCAUCAACUGGCUUCCUCCAGCCAUCUAUAAAAGCGCCUGCAAGAUCGAGGUCAAGCAUUUUCCCUUCGACCAGCAGAACUGCACCCUCAAGUUCCGCUCUUGGACGUAUGACCACACGGAGAUCGACCUGAUCUUGAAGUCUGAGGUGGCCAGCAUGGAUGAUUUCACUCCCAGUGGGGAGUGGGAUAUCUUGGCGCUGCCAGGCAGACGGACUGUCAACCCUCUGGAUCCCACCUACGUGGACCUCACGUAUGACUUCAUCAUCAAGCGGAAGCCCCUUUUCUACACCAUAAACCUCAUCAUUCCCUGUGUUUUGAUCACCUCUCUGGCCAUUCUGGUCUUCUACUUGCCUUCAGACUGCGGGGAGAAGAUGACCCUCUGCAUCUCCGUCCUCUUGGCUCUCACUGUGUUCUUGCUUUUAAUCUCGAAGAUUGUUCCUCCUACCUCGCUGGAUGUGCCGCUGAUUGGCAAGUACCUGAUGUUCACCAUGGUGCUGGUGACCUUCUCCAUCAUCACCAGCGUGUGCGUGCUCAACGUACACCACCGCUCCCCCAGCACCCACACCAUGCCCUCCUGGGUCAAGUUGAUAUUUCUUGUCAAACUGCCCGCCUUACUCUUCAUGCGACGCCCUCACAAUAACUCUGCACGGCAGCGACUUCGCCAGCAGAGGUGUCUGCGGGCGAGGAGGGCCAUUCUGGGCUUGGGUUACCCAGUUGCAUCCAAACCAGGUAUCACCAUGUCAUCCUCUGCCCUGCUGUCUUCCGACUCUGCCUUCUCCACCCCAGGACACAAAAAUGUAGCUCCUCCACUAAGCUACAGCCACUCCAACAGGAAAGGGGACUUGCGCUCCACUGAUUACCUUCCCAGUAGUUUAACAUCUACGCAGGACCUCCAGCAGAGAAGCAACUCAGACUGGGCCGCUGACAUCCAGGAGGCGGUGAACGGGGUGCGCUUUGUGGCUGAGCACAUGAUGGGAGAUGAUGAUGAUCAGAGUGUGAUUGAAGACUGGAAGUACGUGGCUAUGGUGGUGGAUCGUAUGUUCCUGUGGAUCUUUGUGAUAGUGUGUGUGGUGGGCACCCUCGGCUUAUUUCUUCAGCCUCUCUUCCAGAAUCAGAUUCCUCCCAGCCAGCAGCCCAGCUCAGAAACACCUCGCAUAUGA
Chelmon rostratus (copperband butterflyfish) is the source of this 1569-nucleotide messenger RNA. RefSeq names its product cholinergic receptor, nicotinic, beta 4 (neuronal) (gene chrnb4). The transcript is spliced from 6 exons. Lineage: Eukaryota; Metazoa; Chordata; Actinopteri; Chaetodontiformes; Chaetodontidae. Gene Ontology annotation, molecular function: transmembrane signaling receptor activity; acetylcholine-gated monoatomic cation-selective channel activity. Gene Ontology annotation, biological process: regulation of membrane potential; monoatomic ion transmembrane transport; nervous system process. Gene Ontology annotation, cellular component: synapse; neuron projection; postsynaptic membrane. The record is from RefSeq and is a predicted model, not a curated record. The coding region runs from base 1 to 1569 and encodes 522 amino acids.